Molecule: messenger RNA, 1441 nt
Organism: Neurospora hispaniola
Lineage: Eukaryota; Fungi; Ascomycota; Sordariomycetes; Sordariales; Sordariaceae
Product: nucleotide-diphospho-sugar transferase
Exons: 3
Coding region: 174-1292 (372 amino acids)
Biological process (GO): protein N-linked glycosylation
Cellular component (GO): mannan polymerase complex
Molecular function (GO): alpha-1,6-mannosyltransferase activity
Source: RefSeq, a predicted model, not a curated record
GACCUCUGCUACGCAACGCGUCGAUGCGCGUCACCACACUUUAGAGGUAGCAGCCAAGUGUUUCCACAGCGUCUGGAGGCCGGUCAAAACGUUACGUCCGUCCAGUCGCUUGGUUAAGGUACAAGAAGCGCUGUCACGAACUGCAGUAUCCGCCUCGGCCACACUUCUCGACCAUGCUCACUUUCCGCCGCGCCCUGGUGGCAGCGGCCUUCUUCCUCACCAUCUUCUACCUCAUAUCUUCAUCCUCGUCGAACCCUCCAUCAGCAACGACACCAGCUGUCCCUAAAGCCGACGCCGAUGUCGAGACAGCCAAGCAUGCAUCAACCACUGCUGUGACGGACAAGAGCUCCUCGGGCGCCAACGCCGCUCAACAAAACCCGCAGGGCCAACGACCGAUCCAAGACAUGUCACGAAUGACACUGUACGAAAAGCUCGCGUAUCAGUUUCCCUACGAUGUCGAAUCCAAGUUCCCCGCCUACAUUUGGCAGACGUGGAAGUGGACACCAGCACACGGCGAAUUCAACUUCCGCGAUCAGGAGGCCACAUGGACACAGCAACACCCUGGGUUCAUUCACGAAGUUAUCACCGACAAGGUCGCCGUACAUCUUAUCCGUCUGCUUUACGCAUCCGUCCCCGAGGUAGUGGAGGCCUACAAUGCGCUUCCCUUGCCGGUGCUCAAGGCCGAUUUCUUCCGCUAUUUGAUUUUGCUGGCGAGGGGCGGCAUCUACUCGGACAUCGACACGUAUGCGAUUCGGAGUGCCGUCGAGUGGAUUCCCGAUUCAGUUCCCAAGGACGCCAUUGGUUUGGUGAUCGGCAUCGAGGCUGAUCCAGAUAGGCCGGAUUGGAAGGAGUGGUACAGCCGGAGGAUCCAGUUCUGUCAGUGGACGAUACAGAGCAAGCCAGGUCAUCCUGUGCUGCGGGAAGUCGUUUCACGCAUCACGAAUGUGACGCUGGCGAUGAAGAGAAACGGGACACUGAGAGGCGUGGUUGAUAAGAAUGUCAUCGAGUUCACCGGGCCUGCCCUCUGGACCGACGUCAUCUUUGAGUAUUUCAACGACCAGCGUUAUUUCGACAUGACACACUCGGCUGGAUCCAUCGACUGGAAGAACUUUACGGGCAUGGAGGCCUCGAAGCGGGUAGGAGACGUGGUCGUUCUCCCCAUCACAAGCUUCUCUCCUGGCGUGGGCCAGAUGGGCGCUAAGGAAUAUGACGAUCCCAUGGCGUUCGUAAAGCAUGAUUUUGAGGGCACAUGGAAACCCGAGAGCGAACGCCACAUUGGAGAAAACAAGUAAAACAUAUGCCAGUACGGCUUGGCACCAAACUCCAGCGGCCUUGAGUUCUUCACUUCCGUUUAAUAUCGACGGCCAGGCACAUUUCCUAGCCUCGACGCUCUACAACUUGUAAUUUCUUGACGCAACUAAUUCAUCAGCAUGGUCACGGC